CAAUCAGCUGUGUUUGGCAGUCGAAACUGUCAUCAAUUGGUAUUUUGCAAAGAGGGCGUCAAGUGUAAUAAUUGGAAUUUUUCUUGUAUUUUCAAUGAACUUUCAACGUUUUUAACUUUUCUGUAAAAACAAAUCGGAAUUCUUUUUUUUGUAUUUAUAAUGCUGACUACUUUGGCAAACAUUAAACACAUUCUACAGAAAGAGCUGUUCAAUGGAAGUGGCGAGCGAGUGUUGUCUGUGGUGACGGUGACAAAAACAUUUAAAAAGAAGAAGGCUUGUUAUUUAUGUAUUGUUACUACUCCGCCGCCUGUGCCGGUGGUAACUGUAUGCAUAGUGAAGCAGUCAGAGCAGAGAGAAGGCGAGUAUAAAAAGAAGCGUACCUGGCAACUGGAGGAGAUUAAGUGGGUGGAUGGCCGGAACGAACAGUUUGAAACACAUGAAUUUGAUAUUCAGGUGGAGAAAACCUAUAAAUGGUAUGCCUUAAAUUUGCACGAACGGCAAAAUUUCCUUGCUGUGCUGUACAAACAGAUACAAAAGUAUGUGAGAACGCAGCGAGCAGAAUUCCGAAAUGUGCCCAAUGCGUGGCUAAACGACAAAUCACCGGAAAAAUUGGCCGCUGGACGGAGUGCCGAACAAAAAAAUAUUCAAGAUUCAGAUGACGAGGAAGAAGCGCAGGAAUUUACCGCACUUACAGACAAGGAAGCUACUGAAUUAGGAAAGUUGUUUUCGGAAUGUGACUUUGCAGUGAAGGACGCGGAGCAACUUAUUGAAAAGUUGUCCAAGGAACUUCAUGAUUUGGAUGGGGCAAACAUUCAAAGUGUGCUGGCGUCUGAAAAGCAAGUAUUUGCUUUAAUGGAGCACAUUGAUAAAGCCAUCGCUGAAGCAGAUGGUUUUGAAAAACGUUUGGACUCGUAUGAAGAGAUUUUAGGACAUGUGAAGGAGACCAUGGAGAAGAUUGGUGGUAAAAAUGCAAUGAUAGAAAUUGCAAACAACAACAACAUAAAAUUGAUGAAAGAAUUGAACAAAGUAAUUUCUCAGCUGGAUCUGCCACACGUACAUCAACAUGCGUUGGAUGAACCAGAUUUAAAAACCGUUGCCGGUAGAAAGGCUGCCAUUGCUGCCGCACAAAGCUUACAACAAGCGAUGAACAGCGACAUUGAUCCAACUCUGCUUCGCCUAGAAGCAGUGCAAGACCAACGUAAACGAUUUGAGAAAUGGAAGGCAAAGUUCUCUGGAAUUGUUAGCCGUUUUAUGAAUAACUUAUUUAUACAUUUGGGAAAUGAAAUGGGGGAUAACACCGCAAUGAGUACUGAGCUUGUGCUGCCGAAUCACCUAGCGGUGCACCGCGAGCUAACACCUUACACAGAGCUUAUGCAUUGGACAAAGGCUAUGGACCGCAAGACUUAUGAUGGCUUGACGCGCGUCUACACCACAUCGCUAAGCAAGAUUUAUGAACGUGAUAUCAGGAACUUCUUUUCUUUGGCUAAAUUGCAAAUAUCCGAGAAAUUACGAACGUCUCGUGAAGAUCUGGAUACUUCAGCAUCAUCGAAGAAAUCCGCUGUAUCAGCGGCUCCUUACGGCACCUUAGGUGUGAAUCGCGACCAAUGGGGACCUGGUGUGGAGAACGCCGAUCGCGAACGCUUUGACUCAGUGCUGGAAAAGGUGUUGGCGGAGCUGGAGCCCGUUGCGCUGCAAGAGCAGAUGUUCUGCAUAAACUUUUUCCAAAUGGACGUAAUUAGUCCAACAUCGAAGAAUACUCAAACCACUUUGGAAGUUUUAGAAAAGAGCACUGACUCAGCGAGUCUUCUGGCCUCACCAACAUCGGCAAGUGGCGGAGGGGAUGCCAGUGGAUUCCCCCAGAAGAAAAUUGAUCGCCAAAUUAACGAAGAGGUGCGCAAGUUGAUGAUCGCUUUAUUUGGUUGUUUAGAGCCAGAGCUGGUGAGCUUUAUACAAAGCUUCGAACGCAUUGACAGUUUCUACUCUCUUUAUGUGCUCGUGCGCCUAACGCAGCAUGUCAUGUCCGCGCAGGACACACAUUCCUUCCUUAGUAUGACCUUCGCCUCGGCGUUGGUACAAGUCAAACGGAACUUUGAUCGUUUCAUGCAACAACAACUUUUGUCGAUCAAAGAAGCCAAAGUGCCUAAGCGUUCCAAGUGCGGCAUCUUGCCGUACGUGGAGAACUUCGAGUAUUUCGCACAGACUUCCGAGGGGAUCUUCCGCAAAUCGGAUCGUCGCACCGACAUGGAAAAGUGGUAUCUGCAGUUGGUGAAUUCGAUAUUUGAGAGCAUCACUGUGCAUGCCCAGGAGCAUCCGAAAACGCCGUCGCAAGUCGUGCGCAUGGAAAACUACCACCACAUGUACUCCCUGCUGGCGCAAUUGAAGGUGCCCGGUCUGGACGCCAUGAAGAAGGAAGCCAAAAUGCGUUAUAAUGACGCGCUAAAGGUUUAUGUCAUACAAUACUUUGGACGUCCGCUGGAAAAGUUAAAUCUCUUCUUUGAAGGUGUCCAACAAAAGGUCGCUCAAGGUGUCAAAGAGACGGAGAUCAGCUACCAAAUGGCGUUCUCUAAGCAGGAGUUGCGUAAAGUCAUCAGCCAGUAUCCGGCACGUGAGGUCAAAAAGGGCCUGGAGAAUCUUUACAAGAAGGUAGAGAAACACCUCUGUGAAGAGGAGAAUCUCCUACAAGUGGUGUGGCACGCCAUGCAGGAAGAGUUCAUUGCGCAAUAUAAUUUUCUGGAGGAACGCAUACAGAAGUGCUAUGCGGGCGCGAUGAUCACUUUGGAAUUCAACAUACAAGACAUAUUGAACUUCUUCUCGGACAUCGCGCGUUCCCAUUGAAUGUAUGUACAUUACGGCCAAUAAGACCUUAUUUGGAGCAGCCGAGUAUUUCGUUAGUUUUGUAGAACGAAAAUCAUUUUCAAAUAUUUUUAUGAGUAUUGUGUAUUAUUAUUAUUACGGUUAUUACGAUGAUUACGAAUGUAAAGCUUAGCUUUGUGCACCUUGUGACAAAAAUUAUUGCUUUUCAAUAUAGAUAUGGAAAUAUGUUAGUUUACAAAGACAUGCAGUUUAUGUAUUAUUUCUAAGUGCAAUAGAGCAUAUGCAAAUAACAAACGAAAUAUACCACACUGAUAUACAUACAAACAAACAAACAUUAUGGUUGUUAUAGAAACAUAACAAAUUCUUCAAAAGUUGGCUGAUAGAGGUGGUUUUUGAAUACCACACCAGAAUUUAGAUGUGAUUGUAGUUAGGAUAUGUGACACCAACGAACUUUAUAUUCAGUUCGGAUUUCACUCUCACUUUCGAUUUCUACCUUUAGCUUUUAUGGUAAACUAACACGAAUUAGGCGGUUUCUUAUGGGAGUCUUCCUCAACAUCACAGCAGGUUUGAGAACCCCUGACCGCGAUCAUGUUUUGGGGCUCGCAAUACAAACUUCUCUCUCUAGUAAACAUAAAACACGCUCGCAAGAGCGCCCGGUGCCGCGGAGCAGUAGCAAUGAUAAUAAAACAGCUCACUCACUCGCUCAGCCCCAGUUACACUCGUUGUAGCAGCCCCCUGUCAGCACCCACCGUUCAACACGCUAAAAGCUAUUUCGCUGUGCGACCGCCGCUGAGCGGCUGGAAGUGAGCUCCACCGGCAAGUUCUGCUUCAGUGCGAUUCUGAGUGUUCGAACGUGAAGUCGAUUUGGCCAAGAAGGUGCGCGAGUGUGUGUGUGCCUUUCUGUUUUUAUUUACAAACAAAAUUCUUUUUGCAUUUCAGACUUUUGGCGUUUUGUUGUCAUGCAUUGGCAUUGUUGUUGUCGCCAAUGCCGUUUAAUUUGCAGCAGCCUUUUUUGCUGGUGAACGCAAGCCAACAUACAUAUGUAUGUACAAAAGUGUGAAUUCUUGAAUAUGCGAUUUUGAAAAAACAACAACAACAACAAAAAGUGAAGAUUCAAAAUUGAGACGUGUCAACGCUUCGGUCCUGUGCAUUUACUAAAGUGAAAUGAGAUUUUGUUUCAACAAGUGGAAAGGGUGAAGAGCAAAAAAAAAAAUAAUAAUAAUAAAUAAGCAACAGUGAAGCAAUAAAAGUCGCCAAGCAGCAAUAAUAAUAAAUAAUAAAUAAUAAAUGGCAAAUGUUAAAUACAACAACCAAAGUGAGUGCUAGUGAAAUUGCUUUUGCGCGUUGAACGUGAGUGUGCGGCUGAUCAGUAGUUGUUGGAUUCGCGUAAAUUCAGUGACUACAUGACUGGAAGGUCUUUGUUUGUGUUAUCCUGCUUGCGGCAACCAGAAUCACUUGGGGCGAAAACAACGAACAAAUAAAAGUAAUCUUCCGAAAAUAAAACUCAAAUCAUAAAGUUCUAUAAUACGGUUGAGGAUCGACUCCAAUCUUUCAUAGCAUACUCUCGAGAAGACUUAUUGCAUAUUAAUGACCAAUAUACCGAUUUGUGGUUGCUUAAUGGAGCUAUGUAUGCAUGUAUGUAUAUAUCCCUCAAAAGAAUGUGAAUAUCUAAACUUUAAAGUGAUUACAACUGUGCAUUUUUAUUUCAAGCGUAUUUUGAUUGAUUACAAUAUUCGAAAGAACAACUUCACAAUUGCCACUUUGGUAUUGUAGAAAUACCAGCUUGUGUGAAACACAUAUUCACCGAGUGGCACCGGAAGAAUUUCUGUUGCCAAAUGGUUGAUGUGACUAACAGGAAGUUUGUCGACGACUUCAUCUUGCUGGAAAUAAAUGAUAAGUGCGGAUUAGCUAGUCGCAGGUGUGGUGGGAAACCAACAUGAGACGACCUUACCGGUCCAUAAGGACAAGUUCUGUUAAUCGUGGAAUAUUUCUCAAACCAACUGUGAAAAUAAUUAAUAACGGGAUUAUUGCGUUUCUUCAUAUAUUUGCAGGCGUCCACAGUGAAAUUGUACAAGAAGGGCUUAUAGCCGUUGGCUUUUCGUAGUAAAGCAAAGGCCAUCUGAUUUUUUCGUGAAUACAAAUAUGUGUAAUUAAUAUGGUGCACAAUGAUGUCAGUACUCACCGAAAUGUUGUGAACUGCUUGACGUCUGGGAAACUUGGCGCACAUCGAGAAGUAUUUGUACGUGCGAUUAACCGCUUUAAUUCUGCAUGUAUCGAAGUAGACAUAGCUCCUAUCGGUGACAGUACAUUCCGUAUUAUAGAAGUCCACCUUUGCCCACACACGGAUCUGUAAAUGUUUGGAAAAUAUUAUUUGCUUCCUAGUAUUUUAAUAGUGAUUUAUGUGAAACUUGCAAUCAACAGGCUGAGGAUUAGAGCUGCUCGAAAUAUGCCUCUCUCCAUGUUCGCUACCGAUCCACGAUUAAUAAAACUCACGUUGGCAAUGAAACGAGGUUCAGCUUGGAGUGGCCAUUAGAUCACGUCGUUUUAUUAAUUAUUUUUCAAUAAACAGGGGUGACACAAGUGUGUUGUGUUGAGAUCUUUAAGUUAACGAUGAUGUGUUCGCUUCCUGAAACUGGUAAAGCGAUUGUAAGAACUUCUUGCAUACAGUUUGCCAUUUGUGAUAUGUUUAAUCCAGAUAUCUUGAUGGAAUCCACUGGCGAUUAAUUGCUUGAUCUUUCUGCAUGUAAUACAUUACAAAGCUGAUGACUUCUCCACUUUUUGGUAAAAUUUAUCACCAAAAGUGCGGCCUUUUGGGUUUUUUUGUAAUCCGCUACUUUGUUUUUGCUUCUAAAAUGUCCAUUUAAAUUCAAUAUAUCUUUCAUUAAUCUAUGACAAUUAUUUUGGAAAGUAAUUAUUGUGGUAUUUACAUUAAAAGUGAGGGUUAAUUAUUGGAGCAACAAUCAAUUUAUUUUUAAUGGGUGAAAUAUACAAAAUAAUCAGAGGUUUUUAGUAUCGUCAAAUGUGAGGAUGUUGUAUGGUAGAUUAGAGUGAAACUAUUGCGGAUGGGAGUUGUUUUGGUAUAAUUUUGAGUAUCUAAACUCUUCUGUCCUGAAUAACAUAAUCGGUUCGCUAAGAUCGUACCUCUGCUGCAUUCUGGUAUAUCUACUUUUAUUUGUUAAUUGAGAGUAAAUUUAAGUAAAUAACGGAAUGAUUUUGAAAAGCGUAUUUUUUCAAGAAUCGAAACAUUGGCAAUGAAGUAUAACGUAUACUUGAGGUCGAAAAUCUCGUUUUCUUUUAGCUCGCAUACAUUUAUUUAAAUCAUAUAUUUCCUUCGUACUUAAGUUGUAUGUACUAAGCGUAUUUUGAAUGUAUUUUUCUACACUCAUUUGUGUGUGAGCUGAGAAUUUCCACGUAUCAUAUUAAUAAUAACUUAACCGCUGUUAUUCUAAGCAGUCAACCAAAACGUUUGGGGUCCCUUAGAAUCUAACGAUUGGAUGAAAGGUUAACUUCAAUUAACUAAAGCCUCUGAAUGCUCGAGUAGCUUAAUUUUAAUGUUAAAUAAUAAAAUGUUCAGUAUGUAUGAGAAGUUCUAAGCGCUUACAAAGUUCAGCCCGAGAGUAGUAUACAUACACACAUAUAUGGUACAGUGGCUGGCAAAAGUAAUGCUCUUAUACGCCAAUGGGCCAAGCAAAGAUUUUUUUUAUUUAGACAAAAUAGCACUGUAAAAAUAUAACACUGUAACUGAAAUUAAGUUGUGUUAUAAAGCAUACGAAUAAAAUCUACGACUCUCAACACUUACAAAUUAAGUAAAAUUUAUUUACUUUAAUUUAACUUUAAUGUUCUUUCUAAAAAAUUAUUUUCUAACCAAUUUUCGAACGUAUAAACAUAAAAAUUAUAAAAGGCCGCUAACGGCAUAAUAUUGAAAAUAUUAUAAAUUAUUGCACACCUGUGGUAAUGAGAAUUUCUACGUUUGAAUCAUUGUAUAAGAAUAUAUGCAUUACAUAAUUAACACAACGGCAUAAUUAUGAAACGGUUGGAAUUUAUGUAUGUGAAUGGAAAACAUACUUGAGCAUGGAUAAAAACGGUGAAUAAAUUAAUUAUAUUUUCAGCUUCCGCACUGCAUGCUUGUUGUUGUAAUAAACAAGUGAAAGAACAACAAAAAAUACAUUACACAAAAAAGCUAUGAUUAACUUUAUUAUCUACUUGUUGGAGCAGCAUAAAUUGACAAGAACGCUUGGUAUCUACGAACUAUUCGCUUUUCGCUGGUUUAAAUUCCCGACUAAAUGGUUGAAUAAUAAUUUUACUUAUAUAACGGUUUUCGCUAACUGAUUUGAACUAUAUAAUAUGUAUAAUAAAUAGUUCUAUAUAAAAAAUAUUAUCAGCACCGAACCUCCCAGUUAAAAGGAUUAGAAAUAGGAGUAGAAGUUAUAAUAGACAUCUCAUCCCAGAUCGGUCAAACAUUUACACCAUUACUUACUUUACCUUAUGUACUUCUAUGUAUGAAGUAAAAUUUUUAACAUAGCUUUUGGGAUAGAAAUCACAAUUUUUUGGUUGAAUUAACUGUAUUUUGUAGGCAAUGUAUUUUCGAAUUAGACUUCAUUAGGCGAGGACCACUGUCUGUAUACUCGUAUAACGUGCAUGAUUGUGAGGAGUGUGUACACAGAUUUACUGACUUUGAACCGAAGUUGCUAAUUUGUUAUUUUUGUUUGACCUUCAACAGCAGUCAGCGAACGUUUUUAUCAAUGAUGUGAUUAGCAAUCAAUUUUUUAUGAUUAUUGUAUUUCUGUAUAUUAAUUGCUUUGUUUCAAAACAUUAAGCACGUUUUUGCGCGAAGAGGAAAUAUUUACAAGUAAUUAUUACACGAGCUGACUCAACAUUGAAAUUGAAAAAUUGAAUUUAACUAUUUGUUUACAUGAUGUAGCCAUAAGCGAUAAACAUGAAUAGAGACAGAGACGGACGACGAAGCAGCGCUUUUAUUAACUAACUAAAUUUUGGAUUAUUGUAUAAUUUUAUUUUGACUUAAUAGCAAAAAAGCGAAUUUAGUAACAUUUUCGCCGCAAUAAAUUAUCUAAAUGUAUAUAUAUAUAUAUUUGAAAUAAAAUCGGCGAGUCAUUCGAAUGGCAUUUGAUUUAAUGAAGGCGUCAUCACGUUAGAUUUUCGUCAAUAUUCCUUCAUUCUAAUAUAAUUCACUAGUCGUUUUGUUUUUGUGUCUGUUGGGCGACAAACGAGCGUCGGACGUGUGCAAUGAGAAUAACAUUAAAUAAUGGAAAAGCGGCCGUUGUCACAUGAAAGGUGACAAUGCCAUGCAGAUGACAUGUCCUGCCAACCUUGAGGCGACAUUUGUCUGGAAAACUCCAAAAAAGCAAUAUUUUUAUCUGCAAUCUGUGCACAAUCUGUUGACAGCGAAUGAGCUGUCACGGGAAUUACAUACAGACACAUGUCAUUAACUACUGCGAUCCCACGCUGCGCGCUCACCACGCUCAAAUUGUUUGUUUUACUAUUCCUUCGGCGUAAAAGUGGACAUUUCCUACACAUUAACUUCCGUAAUGAGUAAUUUCCUACGCACCGACACUCUCUCUCUCUCUCUCUUGCACUCCUAUGCAUGCGUAGGUGCAAACGAAGGUGCUUACGUUGAGAUUCAUCGACGUUAUGACAGGUACGCAUGCAAACAUAUGUAUCUAGUCUUGGGCAAGUAUUCUGGUAUAUGUUUUAUGCCUUUCUCAAGGCAGGUCUAACGAACAAUUAAUUCUUUACAUAGCUGCGUUGUUUUCCCUUCGUGAUUUUUGUUCAGCGCACUGUUUUUGUUGUAAUGCAUGAGGGAAUGACUAACGUACCCUUUCUUACAAAUUAGAGACAAGCCCUGGACGACGGUUCGACGGCAGGCUUUAUUGCCUGCAAUUAGUCAUCAGCCAUCAGAUAACGAGAACAGAGGAGCAAAUGUGAGAAAGUCACUUGAAGUUAAGGUACUUUAACAGCUCCGCCUGCACGUAGCCAUUUGUAUACUCCUAUAUAUUCUAGCUUUUGGGCUGGGAAAUUAGUAACGCGAUAUUAUUUAUAGACAAUGCUGGCCUUUAAAAAGAAGUGAAUGAGACGAAUUGCAAUCAAAUUCUUCAUUAUAUUCAUCAUAAAAGGGAGAUGGGGUGUAUAAUUUAAUGAUAGGAUUAGAGUUUUUAAUCGGACUAAAGGCUUGUGGUCCUUAAUCGAAGCUGAGUUGUGUUAUGGAUUCAAAUUAGAAGAACAGUCAGAAGAAAUGGGAUUUCUAACGACGAUGGUUCCACGAUAUGCAAUGAAAGAUGUUGUUGUUAUAACGAUACUGUAGACCCUGGUUAAAACGGAAGGCAUAAAUCGAGCUGUCAACGAGGUCAUCUAACGGGAGGCCCAUCUAACGGGAGGAAACAAGCUGUUCGAAAGGGUCGGAUCAUAGGGAGAAGGGUGCUAGAUGAGUCAGGUUCGCUGCGCAUGCAAAGAUGGAUGGUGGUUUGACUCCAAGGACGCCAUUCGCUGUUAGGGCGUCAAGCAAGAUGUUAAUAUCUCAUCAAAAGCAAUCCACCAUUAAAUUUCCAAGGAGUUUACCGAUGAGAAUUUUAUAUAAAAAACUCUGACCACACUACCGAAGCUUUCUUUUCACCGUCCAUCAGAGUCAUCAUCAUUAUUAUUUAAAAAUAGCGACAACAUCGACAUUUCGACAUGCAUUUCUUGCAAAAGCACAACAACAAUGUAAACAAAAACAAACUGGAUUGCACAAAUCACAACAAAGCCACUUGAUGGGCGAACGACCCACUAGCGGCCAAAUGCCAAACCGGUAAAGCGACGGACCGCCAAUCGAACGGCCAUGAUCGCGCUCUCCGCAAGACACAUUGCACCCCAUUGCACCAGCGACGUUUCUUCGCCGGCGUCAGUAGCAGCCAACAUAUGUAUCAAAGUAGCAAAAACUCAACAACAACAAUAGCAAAACUCGAGUGGACAUGUAGAACGCGCAGAGUGCAGGUAGAAGCCGAAGUAGGCGAGUGAGUGCCGUCGAAUUGGGUGAACAACAAAUGAUGAGAUGAGCAAACAAAGCGCCGCUAUUAAAGUAUACCGAGUACUACCACAUUACUCCACAAAAAUGCAGUGCGCGAUGAGCAAAGGUGGCUAAGACAGAGAGGGCGAGAGAGAGAGUGUGUGUGAAUGCCAAGUGAAGUAGCGGAAAAACACAACAACUCAACUCUUGUAGCUUGCUGCUCGCUGACUGAGCAAACAAAACAAACCGCCCGACAUGUGUCGGUGUGCUGCUAUUUCGGGGGAUAUUUCAUAUUUCCGCUGCAACCACCACCGCCACCGACGACAGGUAGCCAGCCAGCCAGCCGCUCAGGCCGUGCGUCAGUCCGUCAAUCGUGUUGUGUGCUCUGUCACGUUGGCCUACAGGUGAAGUAUAUGGUACAGCUGAAGUUACCGGUCGGCCGGCUUGUCAUUCGGCAGAUCGCACGCUCACCGCGCUGUGGUGUUUUCGGGACGUCAAUUCUUCGUUGCAUGUCAGUGUCAAGCGACAAACAAUAAGUGAAGCAAAGCAAAUGAGAAAAGCAAUACAAAAAAAUAACAAAGAAAAAAUCACUUGCACUGCUCGUAAAAUUCACAACCGACUCAAUGCACAAAUGGACGAAUGGACGAACGAAGCGACAGAACGCCUGCAAUAGCCGUUGAGCUCAAACAUAGCAUUUGAAGCGGAGCAAAAGUGUGUGAAACGCGAUAUUUACGUGAAUAUUAAUUGAAUUCUCUCCAUACAUAUCAACUACUCGGUUUCGGCUCGGUUUCCAGGAAAUAAAUACACAGAUUUGCGAAGUGUUCUUAAAUUACAUCUUCCGUUUGCAGUGUCAUCAUGGUGAAUGUGGGAAUUUAGCAGGAAUUCGCGUACAAAUAGAGUGGUGCCAAUUUCUGGCAAAUCGAGUGAGAAGUGUCCGCAACGAAGAAACGUUUUACCUUAUUUUUAAUAAAAAAUUAAGUGCAAAAAAGUGUUGUAGUGGUGUUUGGCACAUUGUGCUUAAUUGCGAUUUACCUUCUCUAUAUUCUUGUCCAUUAAGCGUAAGAAUACUAGAAGAAAGAAA
Molecule: messenger RNA, 10895 nt
Organism: Zeugodacus cucurbitae (melon fly)
Lineage: Eukaryota; Metazoa; Arthropoda; Insecta; Diptera; Tephritidae
Gene: Sec3
Product: exocyst complex component 1
Exons: 8
Coding region: 160-2835 (891 amino acids)
Biological process (GO): Golgi to plasma membrane transport; exocytosis
Cellular component (GO): exocyst; plasma membrane
Molecular function (GO): phosphatidylinositol-4,5-bisphosphate binding
Source: RefSeq, a predicted model, not a curated record